Molecule: messenger RNA, 8058 nt
Organism: Thunnus maccoyii (southern bluefin tuna)
Lineage: Eukaryota; Metazoa; Chordata; Actinopteri; Scombriformes; Scombridae
Product: zinc finger protein 609-like
Exons: 9
Coding region: 605-4801 (1398 amino acids)
Biological process (GO): regulation of transcription by RNA polymerase II
Cellular component (GO): nucleus
Source: RefSeq, a predicted model, not a curated record
UGGAGCGGCUUGUCCUGGAUUUCCUGCCCGCUCCCGCUGCUGCUGCUCGGCUACAUUGUAUCAGUUCCCACACGAAGAGCCACCACGGCGCUCAUCCAGAGAAACGGUGAAUACGGAGGAAUUAACCUGGAUGGGAAGCUCGUUCGCGGUGGGAUUAAUUGUCCGAAGGUCGCGGGAGAGGACUGGACUUGUGUAGGGCUUUGAGACCGCAACGAUAAAAAAAAAAAAAUGCCCUCCGGACUCCGGUUGUUUUCGAUGUGGACGGUAUCUCGAAGUGUGAUGGCAGAAGUCCAGUGAAUCGCUGGCCUCCCCUCCUCUCUUGUGUUGGAUGUCUUGGGGAGUGCACUGGUUUCUGGUGCUUCACAUUUUUAUUUUAGAGGUUUUAUUGUAAUUCAUCACUCUGAUUUGUUCUUUUUACGGAGUGCUCGCCACCAUGGACAGACCAGGGUUUGGAAUAGGAGUGGCUAGCUAAGUCGGGCAAAAUGUGGUUAAAUGGGACAGGAACGUGUAGACCGUGAGGAUUCUCUAACCCUUGCCCCUGAGUCCCAACCGUCUGAGAGGGUGUCGGACCUCACUGAGGCAAUCCUGGGCCGUUGGCACUAAAAUGUCCCUAAGUGGUGGCACUGCAGGCGGGAAAGGUGUGGACUCUAAUGCGGUGGACACUUAUGAUAGCGGGGAUGAAUGGGAUAUCGGUGUUGGAAAUCUGAUUAUUGACCUUGACGCUGACUUAGAGAAGGACAAACUUGAGAUGUCUGGCACCAAGGACGGCAUGGCGGCACCACCCAGUGCAGUGGCAGCAUUGCCUGACAACAUCAGGUUUGUUAGUCCAGUGUCUGGCUCUCAAGGCAAGGAAAGCAAAUCCAAAUACAAGCGCAGUAAGAACUCUAAAGACAAUAGUAGCAAAGCUUCAACUGGAGAUGGGGGCAAAAAAGAAACUGCAGGACGGACUCAAGGGGAGCCAACAGGCACAGCAGUGAGUGCAGGAGCUGCUGGCAACAAUUCCACUUCUGGGAAGAACAUGGAAAAAGGAGGCAAAGCCUCCAGAGGUGUUCUGAGUGGUAAAAAAGAUAAAGAAGGGGCUAGUGGGAAAAAUAAGAAGGACAAAACAGAUGGAGCCCCAGCCGUGGCAAUAGCUGCUGUGGAGAAGGAUGUUGUGUCUCAAGCCCAAGUUGCUUUGGGGAAUAGUCGUAAUACGUCCUUUGAGAACACACAAUCAACAGACUUGGCAGAAGCCAAUCAAAUGGGGAAUAUUGCACUUGAACCUGUUGGGAUAGUACCAGCAUUGACCACAAAAACUGAACCAGAGGAGGUAGAAAAUGGUAAUAAUGAAUGCAAGACGUUAAAGAAGGUGAAAAACGAAAAGAUGGAAUCUCCUGUCUCCACGCCAGCCCCUCCCCCCCUCCACCUCCUGGCCACAGUAGGCAACAGUGAGAUUGCCUCGCCGUGUGAGCAGAUAAUGGUGCGUACGCGCUCGGUGGCGGUGAACACAUCCGAUGUGGCCCUGGCUACCGAACCUGAGUGCUUGGGGCCCUGCGAGCCCGGUACCAGUGUCAAUCUCGAAGGCAUUGUUUGGCAGGAAACUGAAGACGGCAUGCUGGUGGUCAAUGUUACUUGGAGAAACAAGACAUAUGUGGGCACCCUGUUGGACUGUACACGGCAUGACUGGGCUCCACCUCGGUUUUGUGAAUCCCCUACAAGUGAUCUGGAGAUGAGGAAUGGUCGUGGUCGAGGUAAGCGAAUGAGACCGAAUAGCAACACCCCUAUCAAUGAGAACAGCAACUCAUCUGACAACAAGGGCACCACCAACAACAAGACGCGUGCUGCCUCUAACAGCAAGGGCCGAAGGGGCAGCCAGACGCCAUCAGAACGCCGCACCCCACCCAACAGCAACACAGAGGACAUCAAAGCCAGUCCCUCAUCAGCUGGAAAACGCAAGACCAAACCAGCCUCAGAUAUGGAGCCCAAUUCCAGCUCAGAGGACACCAAAGGCAACAAACGUAUGCGGACAAACUCCAACAGUGGAGGGGUGGGGCCAACAGGUCUUCCCAUUCCUUCUAUUAAGACUGAGCCACUUCCACCUCCUCUUGAUCGCACCUGCCCCUCACCUGUUCUUAUUGACUGCCCACACCCCAACUGCAACAAGAAGUACAAGCACAUCAAUGGUCUCAAGUACCACCAAGCCCGUGCCCACAAUGAUGAUGACAUAAAGUUGGAAUUAGAUGGAGACAGUGAAUAUGGAGAGGACUCGACUCUUCACCCUGAACCAGGGAACUGUAAUGGGGCAUCGAUCUCUCAGAAAGGAUGCUUGUCUCCAGCACGUUCAGUUACUCCAAAAGGCAGGAACUUUGAUGCUCAAAGUCCUUCCCCAUCUCCUGGCAAGUUUGGUUCAAAGCAAAGUAAAAAGAAAAUUGCAGAGACAGAUCCAGAAACAGGAGGUACACCAAUGGAUGGAUGUGAAGAUGGACCAUGCCUCACUGAUGAGGCCAGUAACGAUGGUAUAGAUGAUAAGAGGGGAUCAGACAAGUCCAAAAAGGGCACAAAGGCUGAUAAAAUGGCUCAGAAAAAUAUGAAAUCACCACGACCCAUUGGCCCUGGCUCUGCAGCAUCCCAGCAGAUGUAUUCUUUUCCUCCUGGAAACCCAAAUUCUUCCCCAGGGCUUACCCCAAUGAUACAAGGAAUCCCUAAAAGUCCCCAAAUGAAAGGUACACUGCCUAAACCCCCUGCCAUUGGAGAUCCUGCCUCAAGUAGCUCCAAAGACAAAAAGAAGAAAGACAAGAAGAAAAAAGAUGGUGGGAAGGAGGCUGACAGCCCUAAGCCUCCGGGAAAGGGAGGAAAACUGGAGGAAGGAAAGCUACCAUAUUCUGAACCUUGUGAUCAAGUGAAUAAGGGGGAAGGACUCCUUAAUGGUUCCUCAGACCCUCAUCAAAGUCGCUUGGCUAGCAUCAAGGCUGAGGCUGACAAGAUUUACAGCUUUUCUGACAAUGCCCCUAGCCCAUCCAUUGGUGUAGCCAGUCGGAUAGAUGGCAGUGGGAUGCCACAACCUCUCACACCACUUCACAUGGUGAACCAGAAUGGUGCUGACAACUCCUCAGUCAAAACCAACAGCCCAGCAUAUUCAGACAUCUCAGAUGCUGGUGAGGAUGGUGAAGGGAAACAAGAAGGUGUCAAAGCCAGGACAGAGGACCAAGCCAUCAGGGAAAGUGUCAAAAAAGCACUCUUUCCAAACCAGGCACCCAACAAAGAAUCCCCAUACUAUCCCAGCUAUGACUCGUAUUACUCCCCCAAUUACGUCAACCCCAGCCCUGGUGGGCCUAAUCCAGGUACGCCUGUGGCUGAAAGUCAGGUUAAGAUCAAAAGGGAUGAUGACCAGGACCAAGGUGAGGAAAAAGUCAAGGUUGAGGUGCAUGAAGACCGCAAACCUGACAGCAGUGCUCCUGGCCAGCAGCAGCCGCAACAGCAACCCUCAGUCAUCCAACAGCGAUCCAACAUGUACAUGCAACCUCUUUACUACAACCAGUAUGCCUAUGUCCCCCCAUACGCAUACCAUCCUGAUCAGGCCUACCAUAACCACUUGAUGAAUACCAACCCUGCCUAUCGACAACAGUACGAGGAGCGACAGCGACAGAUGGCGGAACAGCAUCGUGCAGCUGAGAAAAAGUCUGACGUAGCCAUAAAGGAACGUGAAGCUUCCAUGAAAGAGGAUUGGAAACAAAAGAGCCCAAUGCCACCCAGCCUCUCCAAAGCCCCAAGUCAGUCUGAUCUUGGUAAGACACCGCAGCCCCCAAGCAAAUCCAGGGACUCGCCCUCUGAGCCCUCCUCCAAAUCCAUGAUUAAGGGGGAGGACCCAAAGUCCCAGCAAGCUGAGGGGCUAAAGAUGAAGCUGACAGAAGGGGGCCACCAUGGAAAGGAAGACUCAAAGCAAGCACUGGAGUCCAGAGGUCAGGCUGGAAUGGAGCAGGCCAUGUGGUACAGACAGCAGUACCCAGAGAGCCAGAAGCCCCAAGUGGAGGACGAACACCAGCAACAACAACCUCGAUGGAAAGACGAAAGGGACAGAGAACGGGAACGUGAUCGGAAAUUAAAGGAUGAUAGGCCCAGACCCAAGGACAGUCAAAGUGGGCCCAAGGAGGACUGCAAAGAAAGUACUGAUCCCAGAAUCACUGCUGAGGACCACCGGGCCAUGAGCAAAGACUCUCGUUCUAAUCCCCACAUGCAGUUCUCAUCACCACUAGCACAGCACCAAGGCUACAUGCCCUACAUGCAUGGUUAUCCCUAUGGACAAGGCUAUGACCCCAACCACCCUGGAUACAGGGGCAUGCCUUCAGUCAUGAUGCAGAACUACCCAGGUUCUUACCUACCUGCAGGCUACCCGUUUUCUCCAUACGGCAGUAAAAUAGCCGGAGGUGAGGAAGGCGGUGACAAAUCUCGCGCUAGCCCCACUGUCACCAAAACGGCAACGGACUCCAAAGCCCUGGAUAUCCUGCAUCAGCACGCCAGCCAAUACAAAAGCAAAUCUCCCACAGUAGGUGACAAGCCGCCCCAUGAUAGGGAGAGGGAGCAGGACAGAGGAGCUGGUGGAGACAGAGAUCGGGAAAGGGAGCGUGAGAGGGAAAGAGAAAGAGACGUGGACCGGCCGCGCUCCUCGCCCUCCCAGCGCAUCAUGCCCUCUCACCACCACCUGGGAUACCCCCUGCUCUCAGGGCAAUAUGACCUUUCCUAUGCCACAGGUCUCUCCUCAUCAGCUAUUGUUGCCAGUCAACAAGCAGCAACCCCCUCCCUCUACCCGCCAGCACGGAGGUGAGAACGGGAAACCUGACCGUCACACCUCAACCCUGCAAAGAUUCAUGUGACUGGCUCACAUGAGAAAAGGAUCUCCCGGGUGUUACCUUUUAGACAUCAGUUGAAUGGUGUUUCUAUCUUUAUUUUUAGUUCUUCUGCCCCGAGGCUAGGCAGAUUGUCGUCUUUUUUUUUUUUUUCCCCCUCCCCUCGUAAAUGACCCUAAAUUCUCAAACCUUGGACUAUAACAGGACUGAUAUACCAGGUUCAAAGCCAUCACUCUGCCCCAUCAUGCAGAGGAAACACCAACCCGCUGAUUAUCUAGUCUUUGCACUGUCAACAAAUACAAUGCAAAAAGAGACUAUUGGACUGCCAGAACAGCUUUUUUUGUUGUUGUUCUUUUUUUUUUUUCUUUUUUCUUUGACUGCAUUGUUUUUUGUCACACGCAGAAAGAAAUUGGCUGGGGAUUUUGGGAAGUUGGGUGGCUGAUGGGAAAGGGGAGUUAAACUAAAUUAAAGACUGAUGAAAAAAAGUGAAUCAUACUGAAAUGAUUUCAACUCUAUGUCUUUGGCUUAUUGUAUGCCGUGAAGCAACAGUAUAUCCUUAACUUGACAAAUGUUUGGCUAUAUUUCAUGGGGAGAGGGAAUAUGGCAACAGCUGCUUUCUUCAGAGACUUGAGAGCCUGAGACUGAAGUUUUCAUUUUCCAUCAUCAUUGUUAAUUCCCCAUCCUCUUUGAACCCUCAGUUCUUGUUUCAGGGAUGAUGUCGCCAUGUUUUGCGAAGGGACCGCAUACACCUCAAUGGAGAAUAAACACUAUUCAUGUUUUCUUUUUUUUUUUCAAUAUUACUUUAGUUCAGUACUCUACUCCAUAUCAUUGUGUUCAUCUUUGAAUGUCUAAUGCUGGUGUUAGUGCUGUCUCACCUCACACUGAAAUUCUGUCUUUACACUCACACAAAACGGUGAAGCCACAUUAGCAAGCAAUGAAUUCACAGGGCGUUGUUACCACUGCUCUCGGCCACAUGUGGGGGGAGGGGGGGGGGGGGCGGUUCGGUGUUUUACUAUAAGAUUGUGCUUCAAUUCAUCAAGUUUGAUUGUUUUCUGUAAUGUGAAAGUUCACUCGUGUAGUUUUCUGCUGUAAUAUAGACUUUUAGCCUAAGUUUAUGUGCAUAAAUGUUUAUAUUUAUCCCAGCACGCAACUGUUUAAGAAAAUGUCACUGUAAAAUAGCAUCCGGCCAUAACAACUUUUAACAUUUUGUGCUCAGAUCAUGGCUGCAGUACUUCAUCUUCACCCCAGCUUUGAUGGACUUGCAGCAAAUUUUUAUUUAAUUCACUUGACCUCAAGGUUUUUCAACACAUCACAAUGUUGGCUCACAUCUCCAUUCAUCCCAACAUGCAGUGAGCAAUUACUCUGGUUGCAGACCUCUGGAUCGCUGCCUACAUCAGAUUUUUUUUUUCCCCCUCAGUGAUUCAGAGGAACUUCAUUCUGAUUGCAAAAUUGUGGCUUGCUCAUGUGGCUUCACCAUAACACACAUUCACCUCAGAUGGUUGUGGUUUUCUUACAAGCGGCUAGGUUUGGAUCAGUCCAAAACUGAGCCAAUGAGUCUCAUACCUUGGACGUCUUUCUCUUUUUCAGUCGCUGCCUGUGCUGUAAAAUCAACUCUUGGCACAUUAAACAUACUGUAAGUGCAAGAAAUGGCCCAAAAAUCCUUUCAGCUGUUGUUGUUACAGAACAAACACGAACCACUCAGAUGCAGGGAAUGAACUCAGCAAGAAAGAAGGGUGAGCUAAGUGAAAAAGCCUGAAGCGAAAGCUAAAAUGGUAAACUGGGGGAAAUGGGACCUUCAUCACGCACACAUGACUGAAGUAAGGAAGGCUCAAAGUUGCCCAAUCAGCUGAAAAGAAGCACAUUGCUCUCAGCUUUCAUUUGGGCCUCACAUUGAUGGUGCCACUCUGUAAACUCAAACAAGUAUGGUUAACUUUCAAAUCGGCCCAAAAACUGUCAACAUGGUCACGCAGUAAAUGGCCGUUUCCAACAGAGGUCCCUCUUGGCUUUAAAUUAUUUUUCAGUUCUCUUAUACCUCAGGGGUUGUAAGUGAAAUUUUAUCCAUAUGCUAUUUGCAUUGAUUUGAGAGAGCUUCUGUUUAUGGGUGUGACAAAAAGGCACAUUUUUUGCUCUGAGCUGGAUGUGCUGUUGUUGAUUAUGAAAUGAUUAAUUGGCUCAGGAUAGGGAAUUGUUAAAGUUUUUAUGCCAUGUGGGUCUUACGUUCCUCUAAAGCAUUGUAAUGAGAGUGGGAUAUUGACCGUGUUGUCAUUAAAUUAAAUUUUAUUAAUUUUUUGGUUUUACAAUCACUUUUAAUGUUCCCAUUGUUGUUGUUUUUUUUUCUCAUUUAAUACUGUUUGUGAUCAAGUCAGUAAACCACCAGUUAAUCCCAUGUCUAAUGCCCUCUGAAGUUGGAUGUUACACCAGUUUGAUGAGACACUACUCAUGAAUACAAAACUGCAGCUCUUGAUUUCGGGGUUCUUGGACAUUCCAAGUAAAUAAGUUGCCAGUUUCUCGUCCCACGGAUUUUGCAAGAUGGUAUAUCUUUGACUGUUGCGCAUUUUAAAGAAGAAUGACUGACAUGAAUAAGCUGAAUGUGGUGGUGUUUGACUUGUACUUAAUCUGUAAGGGUAAUCUAGGCAGCUGUGAUGUUGUCAUUAAAGUCAGUGGGUUUUAGUACCAGCAGACUGCAUACAUAUAGUUUUAUCAGACAAUGGUUGUGACAAGUGCAUUUGUUCUCUCCGAGAGUAGUAAUGUUAUCUCAGUAGUAAGCAAAGCCCAGUGAAAAUCAUAUAUACUAAAGUGUAUGAAAAGCCAGAAAAGUAAUGUUUGCUAUCAACAUAUUGGAAAGUGCUUGGCUCUUGUAUUUUGCAGGACUGUAUUUGUUUCAUGGUGAAGAGUAUAUUUAUUGGCCAGCAGUUGUCUCAAUUGGUGCCUAUUUGAACAUUCUUCUGUGAAAACACAGAGACACUUGCUCGUUUGUCCUUUCCUGACCCACCUACUGUCACACAAAGACCCCCCCCUAAAGCGCCGCUACUGGUGCUUGCAAGGAUGUUUACAAAGUCUUCAUUUUCUUUCUGUGUGAGAAAUUCAGAACUCUUCCCCCCCCGCUCCACCUUUCUCCCUCCCUUCAGGAGUUUGUGUAAAGUGUACAUUACCAUGGUUCUUUUUUAUACAAUACUCUGUAACUUGCCUUUGUAAAUUUGGGCUGGAAAAAAAUAAAUCUUUUUAUGAGACAAUC